Molecule: messenger RNA, 2750 nt
Organism: Penaeus vannamei (Pacific white shrimp)
Lineage: Eukaryota; Metazoa; Arthropoda; Malacostraca; Decapoda; Penaeidae
Source: RefSeq, a predicted model, not a curated record
UCGCACAUUCAAGAUAAUUUUUGUUCUUCCUUAUUUCCUUUUCUAAGUCCGUUUUGUAGGUAUUGUCACUUCAUUUUAACGUUGUCUGUUGAUAUAUAGUCCACCAAGGCAUGUCUUAGGAGGAUAGAAUGCCCGGCAGCUAUUAGAAAAGGAUACAGUGUUAGUUCAUCGGUACCUGGCCUUUUGUCAAAAUGGUUCUGCCAGCAAUUAGUGACCAGACAGGCUACCAUUGCCCACUUUGUCAGGUUACAUGUGAUUCCAGCAGAGCAUUUGAAGAGCACAAAGCAACAGCUCGACAUCGAGUUUGUUGGCUCAAGCAUUGGUACCAGAAUAACAGACUCCUGUUGGCAAAAAAUAAAAAUGGAAUUGUAAUUUGGCCUCAGAACAACAUUGAUAAUGUCAGAUUUGAGGAAAGAAGUGGAACAGUUGCCGUCACACUGAGCCCAGAAUCUCAGAAGACAUUCCCCUUGAUUGUGAAGAACACAGGAAGUUGCCCAGCCAUUCUCCGGCAGAUCGAGUUGCUGCAUGCCUGUCAGUUUGUGUCCAUUACUGACUCCCAUGGGGUAUCAAAAGGAGAGAGAUAUGUCCGAGUGCUUCCAGAUGUUGAGUAUGCUAUUGAGUGCCAUACACAGGCAGACAAUUUGGGUGUCAGUCAAGUACCUGUUGCUUUCCAAUUCAAACUGGAAGAUUCUUCACAGCCCUUUUUUAUUAUUAGGACAAUACAAGUGAACGUAGAGGACAGUAUAGCCCAAGAAUCGGGGCCCACAAGGCCAUAUGAGAGACAAAGGCCAGGACACACGUUCCGCAGAAUACCUGGAUCUUACAUCCCAGGGAUCCCCAUUGAUACAGAGAGGAACAACAAGCCAAAGCGACUUCCCCUGAAGCAGUUCACUUAUGAUGCUGAGCUCUACAAUAUUGCUGUCAAGAACUUUAAUCCCAAGAAAGUUGCACCACAACUUCAAAAAAAGACAAAGCAGAUGCAAGCAAUGCUGAAGGAUGGUCUGAAUGAAAAUAACUAUGUGAAAUGGUUUCAAACAUUGCUUUGGCUUGAAGAAAUGCAGAUGGAAAUAGACAUUGGUUUCUACAACAUGCCUGAGGCACCUUUGACAAGAGUGUCACGACAGCAGUACUCAAAAGCUGACUGUGUAGAGCUUGAGGUACCAGGAUUAGCUGAAAACCGUCCAUCAGUCUUGCGUGGAGAUAAUGUCUUUGUCAAGCUGCCAGGACAAAGGGCAGUCUAUGAAGGUUGUGUUCACCAGGUCCUUGAGAGGUCCAUCUACUUAGCGUUUAAUCCAGAAUUUAUGCGCACCUUUGUUGACAGGAUGAAAGUCAAUGUGGAAUUCACCUUCAGCCGCUAUCCGCUGAGAGUGUGCCAUAGAGCAAUAACUCUGACACAGUCACUGUCUCUCAGAAACUUGACCUUCCCCAGAAACACAGCCUCAAGCGCAGCUUCCAUCCAAAAUAUUUUGCCAUUUAACCGCAAACUGGAAUCCAAUGCAGAGCAAAUGGAAGCUGUACGUAACAUUGUCGCAGGGACCUCAAAGCCUGCCCCAUACAUUGUGUUUGGUCCCCCUGGCACAGGGAAGACUGUUACCAUUGUUGAGGCUAUCAAGCAGAUUUACAAGUUGCAACCCAGUAGCCGCAUAGUGGCGUGUGCACCAUCAAAUUCUGCAUCAGAUAUUAUUGCUAUACGUCUCCUGGAACACAUCUCAAAACAGCACAUGUUGCGUAUGCAUGCAGAAUCACGGAUGAUAUCAACCAUUCCGGAAAAAUUACGGGACAUGUCCAAUAUCCAAGAUGGCAAUAUUUACACCCCAUCGGAUGAGAAACUCAUGGCGUACAAGAUCAUAGUUUGCACAUUGGUGACAGCUGGGAAGAUAGCAGGAGCUUCCCUCCCUCAAGGUCACAUAACUCAUGUGUUUCUAGAUGAGUGUGGCCAUGCCAUGGAGCCUGAAGCCAUGUCCGCACUGGCAGGAAUUGUAGAGAAGGAUGCUCAGGUGGUGUUGACUGGGGACCCUCACCAGUUGGGUCCUGUGAUUAGGAACACCCAGUGCUUCACAGGCGAUGAUAGUCUCUUCCACAGGAAUGGCCUAGAUAAGUCCUAUCUGGAAAGGUUGAUGGAGAUGCCCAUGUACAGGGAUAGUACAGGCCAUUACAACAGGCAGGUUGUGACUAAAUUGCUCAACAACUACCGUUCACAUGCUUCCAUUCUCAAGGAACCUAAUGAGAUGUUCUAUGACUCAGAACUUAAGGUUUGUGCAGAUCCAGUGUAUGUUACAGCUUUCUGUAACUGGGAGUACUUGCCCAAGAAGAACUUCCCAAUCAUCUUUCACGGCGUAAAAGGAAAAGAUGAACGAGAAGGAAAUUCACCGAGUUUCUUCAACGCACUUGAGGUUUCUUUCGUGAUCGAUUAUGUAAAGAAGCUUUUGUCGUCUCGAAAUCCAAAGGUUCUCGGCAGAGAAAUAGGGAUAAUAACACCAUACCGACGGCAAGUUGAAAAGAUCAGGACACAGUUGAGGAAGGUGAAUGGUGCAAGGGAAACCAAAGUCGGUUCCCCAGAAGAAUUCCAAGGAGACGAGCGAAGGGUCAUCAUCAUAUCCACUGUGCGAGCCUCAGCCGACCAGCUGGCAACUGACCAGAUUUUCAGGCUUGGAUUCUUGAGGAAUUGCAAGAGGUUCAACGUAGCUGUAACAAGAGCUAAGGCGCUGCUGAUUCUUGUGGAUGUCCAGGAUCCUUGCUCUGAUGAGUGA